UUGUUAUGAUUAUUUUGUUAGAAAAAAUAAAAGAAUCUAAUUUAAGUGAAGUUGUAUUAACCUUUUACAUUUUGUGACUUAAGUGUUGUCUAAACUAAUAUUAUAAACUUUUUAGUAAAAGAUGUCCGCUUACUUAUUUUAUACGUUAAUUUAUUGUUUAAUAUCCGGUUGCAUUAUUUAUCCACCAGUGGAAUUUGUUUCUGCUGGUCUAACAAUAAAAUCAUUAUUUGCAAGUUGGUUGGGUAGUGAAACUGAAUCUUUUAUAAAUUAUCAUAUUAAGAGGAGUGUUUUUACGUUAUUCAUACAUUCCAUAUUGCCAUUUGGAUAUAUUUUAGGUUUGAUAUUAUUUGAUCAUAUUGAUGCAAACAAAAUACAAUUGUUCUAUCAAAGUCCUCUAUGGUUAACUGUUGUCAUUGUUACAAUAGCAGGACCGGCAUAUGUCUUAUAUAGAAUUUUUAAAUGGUCUAAGAAUGAUUGGAAGAUGCAUCCGAUAAUACAAAAUCUUUUAAUUUAUACUGAUAAUAAUGCUAAUUGGAAGUCUGUUGCAUCUCAAAUUGAUGUAGAAUACAAAAGAAUAGAUAAAAUCAUAAUUGAUACAAAUAGCAUCACUAGAGUUAUUGUAACAGAUAAUUGGAUAAUUAAAAUAACUUCUUAUAAACUGUACAUUGCACAACACAACGAUACUGCUUUAAUAGUAAGCAGAAGUGAUUCUCAUGCCCUGUCUCCUUCAUUUAGGGGCGAAAUCCAGUUUAUUAAUAUUGAGGUAAAACCUACCAGGGAAAGAGCAGAAUAUUUUGAUAUAAGAAUAAGUACAUUUGCCUUCAAAGAUUUUCAAGACAAAGUACAACAGCAAAUUGUCAUUUUACAAGAUGUUCCUUUUCAUAGAACAUUGUUGGAUAGAUUUAUUGAUGUCUUUAAAGAACAAGCAUCAGAAAACCCUAUUUAUGAAACUGCAAUGGAAUUAGAGCAGUGUAUGGGUUGUAUGCAAGUAAAAUCUAAUGUUAAGCUAAAUAAAUAUUGUGGAAAUAUUACUGAUGGACCAAGUAAUGAUGAAUGUACAACUUGCCAUUGUCGGCCAAUGUGGUGUAUUGAAUGUAUGGCAAAAUGGUUUGCGUCCAAGCAAAAUGAGAAUACACCAGAAAUAUGGUUGUCUUCCAAAUGUACUUGCCCUGUGUGCAGGGCAAAAUUUUGUAUCUUGGAUGUAUGUCCUGUACGAAGUAUUGACACAUAAAUUGUAAUUAUAUAAAUAUAUUAGAACAAUUCUAUAUUCUUUCAUAAACAGAUAUAUUUUAAAAUUUAUAAUUUUAUAUGAUAAAGAUACAUUUCUUAAUUAAAAAAGUAAAUAAUUGAGAUAUGUGGGUAUACAUGCGAUUUUGGAGUUUGGAUUAAGAAAAAUCGGAUUAAAACUCUUAUGCUACAAUUUAAGUCCUGACAGCACGUGCCAUAAUAAACAACGAAAAACAUUUAAUUGUUUAGUUGCAUGCUCCAAGUUGAGUUAAUCACAUACAUCUUAUAACAUCUACAUACAUGUAUGGUGCACAAUUUAUUUAAUACUACAGAGUCUCUGGGAAACAAUUUAAAACAAACUGAUUUAUCAGGGAAUAAAUAAACGAAUCAGUAGCAUUUUAUCUUAAAUAUUUGAAUAAGUGCCUAUUUUAAAUUAUUAAAAAGUUUUGAAAAAGCUGACAAAAAUGAUUAAUCUUCAAUCGUAUAAAAUUUUUCAAAAUAACAUAGUCCAUAUGAUUAUAUAAGGAUUUACUUCUAAUACUUUUAGAAAAUAUAUUUAAAAGUACGGAUUUUACUAACAUAACACUAAUGUGUAACUAAAAUGGAAUGGCAUCGACGACAAUUGAUCCAGGAACCUGACUCGUGUUUUUUACAUUUAGCUCAAUAAAUGUACCAUGAUUCUCAA
This is a messenger RNA of Polistes canadensis, 1912 nucleotides long. Its product is annotated as E3 ubiquitin-protein ligase TM129. Bases 122 to 1231 code for a protein of 369 amino acids. Gene Ontology annotation, biological process: protein ubiquitination. Gene Ontology annotation, cellular component: membrane; endoplasmic reticulum. Gene Ontology annotation, molecular function: ubiquitin protein ligase activity. The record is from RefSeq and is a predicted model, not a curated record. Lineage: Eukaryota; Metazoa; Arthropoda; Insecta; Hymenoptera; Vespidae. The transcript is spliced from 6 exons.